Molecule: messenger RNA, 1250 nt
Organism: Scomber japonicus (chub mackerel)
Lineage: Eukaryota; Metazoa; Chordata; Actinopteri; Scombriformes; Scombridae
Gene: unc119a2
Product: unc-119 homolog b (C. elegans)
Exons: 5
Coding region: 354-1124 (256 amino acids)
Biological process (GO): negative regulation of clathrin-dependent endocytosis; mitotic cytokinesis; visual perception
Cellular component (GO): centrosome; spindle midzone; intercellular bridge
Molecular function (GO): lipid binding
Source: RefSeq, a predicted model, not a curated record
CCUUAACAGCGACGGCCAUCUGCCGCCUCUUUUUCAAUUUGAAAGCCAGCAGAUUAUUUCCCACAGAUUCACAGCUCCACUUAACACAGCCGAAAUACCGUCUCGAAAGGGCAGCUGCGCAGAACGGAGCCCGCUCUCUCAUCUUGCGCUCAGCCAACGAGGGUCGGGGCCGUUUGCAUGCAGCCCGUCUGCGGAGACAGACUGCAGGCUCAUAAAGACGAAGCGGAUUUGAAUUAAGCACCAGAUAACAGACAGCAACUGUGCAUCCUUCGGAGAGGGAGGGAGAGAGGGAGGCAACUGUUUUGUAUCUUGGAAGCCCUGGGUUAGGAGAGGGGGAGGAGGAGGAGUGGAGAAUGAGCUAUUCUUGUACCAGCAGAGGCAACAGCCAGGACCCAUCAAGCGCUAAGAAGCCUGCCGGUAAUAAUCCAGGCAGAGAUACCGGAGGCACAGACAGCAGCACUGACCGCAGCAGUAACGGCAGCCCGAAACAAACGGCGGCGAUGAAAGUGAAGAAAGGCUGCAACUCGACCGACGUGGGGGUCCCGCUGACCAUGGAGGAGGACCUACUCGGCAGUACGGGGAUCACUCCGGAGGAUGUUCUGGGGUUGCAGAAGAUCACAGAGAAUUAUCUCUGCAACCCGGACGAGAACGUGUACAACAUCGACUUCACCAGGUUCAAGAUCAGAGACAUGGAGACGGGCACAGUGCUGUUUGAGAUCACCAAGCCUCCGUCCUUAGACAAAGCUGGGGAGAAGAGGGACAUUGACCCAAACGCUGGCCGGUUUGUCCGCUACCAGUUCACCCCUGCUUUUCUCCGCCUGCGGCAAGUUGGAGCCACCGUUGAAUUCACAGUCGGAGACAUGCCGAUAGAAAACUUCAGGAUGAUUGAGAGACAUUAUUUCAGAGAGAAGUUGCUCAAGAGCUUUGACUUCGAGUUCGGCUUCUGCAUGCCCAGCAGCAAGAACACCUGUGAGCACAUCUACGAAUUCCCGCCUCUGUCUGAGGACAUUAUCAGAGAAAUGGUCCUGCACCCAUACGAGACGCAGUCCGACAGCUUCUACUUUGUGGACAAUAAGCUGGUGAUGCACAACAAGGCGGAUUACUCCUACAAUGGUGGAACGUAAAGACAAGAGACCAUCAGGAGAGACAGGUGGAUGUAUGGACUGGCCUGAGGGACGAUCAGAGCACACUGGUGUGUGGUGUUAGCAUCCUGUCAAUCCAGUAGUCUCUCUCUCUCUUUCUUCUUCUCU